This is a messenger RNA of Owenia fusiformis, 1573 nucleotides long. The record is from the annotation of a GenBank genome assembly. Lineage: Eukaryota; Metazoa; Annelida; Polychaeta; Sabellida; Oweniidae.
UGCGAAAGAUAUCCGCAAUAGACUGAAACAGAUACUUCCGGAAUAAAUCGUUUUAAAAAAUCAUCACAAUGACAUUAUUUGGUCAAAACACAUCAUUUGGAGGGACAAGCUCUGUGUUUGGUGCUACAUCUACUGCACAGUCUGCCAAUUACAACCCUAUGAAAGAUGUUGAAGUAACCUCACCACCUGAUGAUAGCGUCAGUUCACUUGCCUUCAGUCCCGCCAGUUGUCCAUCUACAUUUCUUGUUGCCGGGAGCUGGGAUAAUAAUGCAAGAUGUUGGGAGGUGCAAGCAAAUGGUAAUACAACCCCUAAGGCCCAACAGACACACACAGGCCCAGUGUUAGAUAUAUGCUGGAGUGAUGAUGGCACUAAGGUCUUUACAGCUUCAGCAGACAAACAGGCAAAAAUGUGGGAUCUCAAUACAAACCAGGCGGUUCAAAUAGCUCAGCAUGAUGCUCCUAUAAAGACAAUACACUGGGUGAAGGCACCUAACUACACAUGUGUCAUGACAGGAAGUUGGGACAAAACGUUAAAGUUUUGGGAUACAAGGUCACCUAAUCCUAUGAUGUCAAUAGAUUUACCAGAGAGGGCCUACUGUGCUGAUGUUCUAUAUCCAAUGGCAGUUGUAGGCACAGCUAAUAGACAGCUUGUUAUCUACCAGCUAGAGAAUCAACCAUCACAGUUUAAAGUCAUAGAUUCCCCCCUGAAAUAUCAGCAUCGAUGUGUCAGUAUAUUCAAUGACAAGAAGAACAACAGUCCAGUUGGUUUUGCACUAGGGAGUAUAGAAGGAAGGGUGGCCAUUCACUAUGUUAAUCCUACCAAUCCUAAAGACAAUUUCACAUUCAAAUGCCACAGAUCCAAUGGUUCAACUGCAGGAGUACAAGAUAUUUAUGCUGUCAAUGAUAUAGCCUUUCAUCCAGUACAUGGCACUUUAUCAACUGUUGGAUCUGAUGGCAGAUUCAGCUUCUGGGACAAAGAUGCAAGGACAAAACUUAAGACGUCGGAACAAGUAGAUCAGCCAAUCAGUGCUUGUGCUUUCAAUGCUCAAGGCCAGAUAUUUGCAUACACGUCAAGUUAUGAUUGGUCUAAGGGACAUGAAGGAUUUGAUCCACAGAAAAUGAAGCCAAGAAUAUUCCUACGCUCAUGUUACGAUGAACUUAAGCCUAGCAAGAAGAAAUGAAAUGCGGCCGAGGCCCGUACUGAUUUGGAUCUAGAGACGGGCCGACCAAGCCCAUCGAGGCAACGUCACAAUAGCAACUGACCAGUCUCGGCCCGAUUCUAUCUCUGGUACCAAACCCAGUCACAUUCUAUUCUUCUCAUUUUUAAAUCUGGCCACUUUUCCUGUAUCAGAUGCAAAUUAGGAAAUGUGCAGAACUUGACUGAAUACAAUAGGGUUGUUCAAAAAAUUUUGUACAAAGAUCUCUAAUUAUAAAAAUAAUGGACCAAUCUUGUUAGUUGGUACAUACAUGCCUUACUCCAUUACGCUGUCAAGGUUUCAAGUAUAUAUGUUUAUUUCUUAAUAGUUAAGGGUUGCUAUGUCUUUAGGAACUGAAUGGAAUGCCACAAGUAAUG